This is a messenger RNA of Planococcus citri (citrus mealybug), 7112 nucleotides long. RefSeq names its product galactose-3-O-sulfotransferase 3-like. Gene Ontology annotation, biological process: glycolipid biosynthetic process. Lineage: Eukaryota; Metazoa; Arthropoda; Insecta; Hemiptera; Pseudococcidae. The transcript has 5 exons. The record is from RefSeq and is a predicted model, not a curated record. Bases 302 to 1513 code for a protein of 403 amino acids. Gene Ontology annotation, cellular component: membrane. Gene Ontology annotation, molecular function: galactosylceramide sulfotransferase activity.
ACUUACUGAGGUAUCUGGUUCUUUUCCUGUACCCUUCAAGUACAUCAGUAAGUUAUAGGUAUGGCAUAUCUACCUUAAUUACCGACGUGCAUGUAAGAUGAUAAUUUCAAAUCGAUAAUAUUCAAUUUUUAAGAAUUGUGUACUUUACAUACCUAUUACCUACCUACCUUUCUACUGCAGGUAUUAUCACCAUCGCGCUGGGUAAAAACAAACUAAUAAAAAUUUAAAAUUUUCCAACCAAUUAUCAAACUAACCAGGUAUUUAGUUGCAUGAAAGCGAUUUGAAUGUACACGUGCAUAAAAUGUACCCAUCCAAAUGGAGAAUUCGCGCAAAAAUACGAAUUUUCAUUUCGAAUCGGAAAAAGGUUUUGCUUUUAUCUUCGUUGCUCUUAGCUGUGCUAAUUUUGCUCUCUUUCAACUUGAUGACUUCUCUGUAUGAUCCGAUAAAAUUUACAUCGAAUACGUCGUGCGUCGCUGUUAAUAAUGCAAACGAGCCAUUGGUCUACACGUGUUGUACCCCAUUAAACAAUAAUUCAUUGCGUACAAACGUAUACUUUUUCAAAACCCACAAAACAGGAAGCACAACGGUUGAAAACGUCAUUCUACGAUUCGCUUUGGAGAAUUCGCUCGAUGUAUUGAACGUUAUUUACCACACUUACUACUUGCCGUUUUCCGAUUGGUCCAUAUAUUCGCAUACAAAGACGCCUAACAACAAGUAUCAUAUCAUGGCACAUCACGUACGGUAUAAUUCAAUUAUAAAAUCGUAUCAGUAUCCUGAUACUAGUACGGUGACUAUAUUACGACACCCUGUGACGCAUUUCACCUCCAUGUUCAGAUAUUUCAGAAUGUACGAUACAUCAGGGAUGAGCCUAGAACAAUUUUUAAACGCUCCGAAGAAACCGCCAAUCUUGUUAGGAAUGGGCAGUAAUUUCGUAUAUAGCGGAUACAAUCAAAUGGGCGUCGAUUUGGGCUUCGAUCUGACUCAAAGUCGCAAUAAAUCAGCUAUCGCCGAAUUCAUCGAUAAAAUUGAUCGAGAGUUCGAUUUCGUAAUGAUCAUGGAGUAUAUGGAAGCGUCGAUGGUUUUAUUAGCUAAUUUAAUGGGAUGGCCGUUGGAAAACGUGGCUUAUUUGAAAUUAAACGCUCAGCCGCCCGACCCUGACGAGUAUAAACUGACGUCACGAGAUGAAUUCACAAUCAUGGAUCUGAACGAAGUGGAUACCAUGUUGUAUCAUCAUUUUAGAGAUAAAUUUCGCAAAUGUGUGCGACAAUUUGGAGAAGAAAGGAUGAAUGGUGAAAUUCAACGGUUGAGGAAUAUUAAUGAACAGUUGAAGCGGAGAUGUGUGACCGAUGAUGAGAAAAUUUACUCGUGGGAUGGCUGGAUACAAAUAUCGGAUUACGUUCCUAAAAACCGAUCGGAUCAAUCUUGCGUUUAUGCAACUUUACUCAUGUAUGAACUUCAAGAUAUCGUUGUGAAAACACAGUCUGAGAGACUUCAGCGUCUAAAGUGGCGAUAAAGUUGCUGUUCACAUUGCAGCUAUCAUCUACAAGUAUUUCGAUGUCAAUGCAAACACUGAAGACAGUGGUGAAGAUGAGGAUGAAAAUGUGGACGAGGCAACUGACAGUGACAGUGACAGUGAUAAUGACUUACCUAUAUCAUAGUUUUCCUCCAGAUAAUUAAUGUUAUAAUGUGAUUACCUAUUUUAUAUCCAAUACAUAUAUAUUUUGAUAAUUUUUUUGAAUUCAGUGUUACAGGGCUUUGGUGGUAGCGCUAUAAUAAAAUAUAUUUUUCGCAAAAAACCUCAAUUUCAAGGCAAUCUACCCCCCUUAAUGGGGGACUUGAAAGGGUUCAACUGUAAAUCCGACUUCAUAUUUGUGUUCGGGGGGGGGGGGUUGAUUCAUAUGAAAACGACACCCAUAUUCUCAACCUUUUUUGGACCUGUAAUUGUGUAGGGAGGUGCCCAUGGCCCCAAAAUGAGCUUUUCCAGGAAUCAUUGCAUUUUCUGCAGUUUUUUAACAUUCACGUGAAACAUUUCAGAACUUCAUCAAGAGGCAUUUUUUUGGACAGUACUAUGACACAAAAAAUACAUUUUGAAGAGUUCUUCAAUUACCUACUGUUAACCUUGUUCCAGAAACUGGCUGAGCUUUUUGGUGCUCAACGAAAUCGCACCACAGCCUACCAUCCACAGUCGAAUGGCCACAUUGAAAGAUGGUACCAAGCUCUGAAAGCAGCAAUCAUGGCUCAUCAAAAACCUAAGUGGUUCAAUUCAUUAUCUAUGAUCUUCCUUGGAUUACAAUCAGCACUCUGCAGCGACCAAGGAGUGUCCGCAGCUCAGCUCACAUUUGGCACAGAGCUCCAAUUGCCAGGGGAUGAGCCAGAAGUUGUUUGUGGUAUUCUAUAGGCGAUUCGUAGCAUGAGGGAGACAAUGUGAACAUGCAAACAAGGCGCAAUCUAUGUACCAGACGCUCUCACAGACUGCUCUCAUGUUUUCCAGUUGAGACGCAGAGUUGAGCACUACAGCAGCCCUAAACUGGACCUCAUAAAGCAAUUUGUUGUACAGACAAGACUCCUGAGGUUGAGGCUGAUGGACUUACAAUAGUUGUUUUGCUAGAUCACCUGAAACCAGCCUACCUGCUUCUGGAUGAGCCAAACAAAGUUCCAGAGUCAAAAAUCAUUCCAGAGCCUCAGUCUGAACCUCCAAAGAUCAUACCAAAGCGGAAGGUCAGAUUCCAAGGGAGCUACUUGAAAUAGUAUCCUUUUCUUCUUUUUUAAUCCCUUGUUUUUCAAAAUAUUACCGUCAGGCGGGGUCGCUUUGAUUUCGCAAGGUGACUUUGAUAGCGCUUAUUUUUCUGCUUGUUUUGAUUUGUGGAGCAAGUAAAACGUCGAAUUACAUUUUUUUUUCGAGUGAAGUGAUUACACUGAUGGUGAAUUGAUACGAUAACAGUGUUGAGUUGGUAAAUAAUUAUUUUCAUCCCUGCUUUUAAUCGAGUUUUUUAAAAGUGGUUAUUUUUCAAGAUUUUUCAUCACUCAACAAAAGUUGAUGUUAUAGUAUUUUCAGAUAUGUAAUAGAACAUUGGCUGAUAGUCUAUCGUAAAGCUACACUCCUUGGGAAAUAUCUUCAAAAAUUUUGAGUUUCUAGGUUGAGCUGCCUCUGAUCCUUGGCCCAUUGUUCUCAGUGGGGAUGUUAUCAAUUUUUCAUUUUUGAGGCUAAAAAUUUAAGUUUUGGGACUAAAGUGAAAAUCAGUGCCAUUUUCGGAUUCAGUGUGAAAUUUCAUCCCAUUUUGAUAGGUCGGAAAGGUAUUUUAUUGAAUAUCUAAAAAUUUUGUUAAAAAACUGAAUUUUUAAAAAAAUUGAGGAAAUACAGGGGCUUUUAUCGCUUUUUCGAUAAUAUAAUGAUUUCCUCUCGGCCAAAAUUGAUAAAAUUUUGUAUGGUAGGUCUAAAGGUGAUGAGAAAUCAUUUUUUGAAAAAAAAAGUACCCCUAUCAAAGUGGCCCCAUCUUGUGGGUGACUUUGAUACGGCCUUUGAGGGCAAUUUUGAGGCACAAAAAAAACAAAAAGGUCAUUUGGUGCGUUUUGACGUACUUUACACACUGAGUGGUGCAAUUUUUUCGAAAACAUCUUUCUAUGCCGUACAGAACAGAAAACAUUUUUUUUUUAUCAAAGCGACCCCGCCUGACGGUAUGUAUAGUAAUAAUUUUAUCGUUUUUAUUUUUUAUUUUAUGUAUUUUUUUUGUGAAAUUCUAGUCAUUACUCGUUUGUUUUUUUUUACCUUUUUUCAAAUUUUGUAAUGAGUUUUUGCUUAUGUAUCAUGUGUAUGUUCUUAUGUUUUUUUUUUGUAUUUGUAUUGCGGUUUUCCGGCUAAGGGGGGAGUACUGUGGUGUGACUUGGCAGGCAACUGCCAACGGGAGCCCUGCAAUUGCGCCAAACUGCUAAACUCGUGUACCCGGAAUUACGCCGGGUGCUCAAAAAAGUAUACUGGCAGUUGCGCCGAGUUGAGAAAAUGCGAAACGAACAAGAUAUGAAUGAAUCGUUCACGUUCAGUCGCAUAAGUUAUUUAUUCAUCCACUCCAGAAUCUUCCACCUCCUAUAAUGUCGCAAAAAAUAAGGUCUAACAGACAGGAACAAAAUUAGAGGUUGUUCGUGAGGGUGUGGGGGACGGGGGACUGUGACUGAACAUUUGCCGAUCGGUAUGAGGACAAAAAUACCAAUUUUGCCGAAUAAAAUGACGAAUUUUUAAAAUAAAAUAGAUGAAAUGAUAAUUUUACCAAAUUGAUAAAAAUUGUCAUGUUCCUUUUUGAAUUUAUGGAAGUUUCAAAUAUGAAAUUUUUUAGUUUGGGAAAGAAAGAGGGGAAUUGGUCCGAGCGAAACGAGGUCAAAAGUGUUCAAAAAUUCGUAUUUCAAGAAGUGAAAAACAAUGUGUUUUUUUAAAAACUUAUUUAUUUUUUUUGCUCAAAAAUUUUAAAAUUUGAAUGUUGAGUUUUUGAACAUUUAUUUUGAAAAUGAAAAGCAUACAGCCCUGAGCGAAGCGAGGAUAAAAACUUGUUUCGAGAAGUACAAAACGAUGUUUUCAGGUGAAAAGUGUAAUUUUGUUUGCUUUGAACAUUUUUUAAAAUUUUUAUAAUAAACUUUUUUUUUCAAGUUCAAUUUGAUAACUUCAUCAAAAUGAUUACGAUUCUAACUGUACGCAGUGUAAGAAAAGGGUCGGGAAGAUUCGUUCUUUUGAUCGGCGCAAUUCCCCAUGAACACAUUUUUCUAAGUGGCACAAUUGCAGGUAUGCUCAUUUUUUGUGCUCGGCGCAAUUCAGGGUAUAUUUGGCGCAAUUGCAUGGCAGCCCUGCCAACCUCUCAAGUCAACGGGCAGGCAACUGCCAGCUGCCAAGUGCAUCUGCUUGCGCAGCAAACUAGUUAGAGGUGUAAAAGAAGCUCAAUUUUGAAAAUGGUGGAAAUUUAGGAGAGGGUUGAGUGAGUGUAGCAGAGCGGUAUCGAAUCAUAAGAAAACGACACCAAAUUCAUCAAAGUAACUUUAUUUCAAAAAUAAAUGGAAAUUCAGGAGGGGGCUGAGGGCUCUGGAGGGGCUGUGUGAGUGUAGGAGAAAAUUUGACGCCAUAUUCGUGCUCAGCGGUAUCGAAUAAUAAGACAAUGACACCAACAUCAUCAAAGUAACUUCAUUUCCAAAAUAGUAAAAAUUAUUUGUGCCAGCGGUAUCGAAUCAUGAGAAAACGACACCCUACUCAUUAAUAGUCAUUUUCCCCAAAAUUCCCAUUUCACCCCCCCCCCCCGGCAAACAUUUUCCCAGCUUUUUAUAUGGCGCACCACCGCAAAAAUUUCGAAAAAGGUAUGGGGUCAAAAAUACGUCCAAAAAAGGUGUUUCUACAAUGUACCUCGCAAUCUUCAUUGUUAAACAUCAUAAAAUAAGUUAAAAAACCGAAAAUGUAAUUUUUGACGGGUAAAUAUGGGAUGAGGGGGUUGAAAAUUUUUGUGGGGAUACCUCCUGAGGAUGCACAUAUACAACAUACUAUAAAAUUUUAAAAAUCAGUUCCUAUGAGGACAAGCGAUUCUACAAGCGUUAAAAAACAUUGACUUAAUGCGUUUUGGGAAAUCAAGCGCAUUUCAACAUUUUCACAAAAAGCUGGAAAGAACAUGGAUAAAAUAGGUAUUUUAGGUAGGUAUGUGUCUCAGAUGAGGUGUCAUGACGUCACUAACCAAAUGGCGCGAAAAAAUCAAUUUCGAAAAAAACUGACUUGAUGCGUUUUGGAAAACCACGCUUCAAAUAACCUAUUUUUUGCUAAAAUUCCCAAAACUUUAUGUUUUUUCCCGGAAGAAUUUUCAUUUUUCAAAAUUUUUUUCUAUGAAUAUGGGAAAUAUUUUGACUCUAAAAAAUUCUGUCUCUAAACAUCCAGCUCUCGUGAUCACUUUUUGUGUUUUUUGAUAGAUUUGAAAAUCUUCUCAACGAGGUCUUAUCUUCUAGCAUCAAUAUUCAACCUUUUUUUCAACUUGCGGCGAAUGGCUCGUUAAAAUUUUAAUCACUUGAUAUGAAUGUUUUAUAUUUUUAGUUUUCCAUGUGUAGACUGUAGAUACUCAUUGCAAGUUUUGUUUCAGAAUCAUGUGGAAUGAAUUUCAUUUUUCACUGGACUUAGGAGCAGAAUGAGUAUAUUUGUCAGAAGUAGACCUAAUGUUAUCCAAAUGACGAAUAAAUUACAUUAUUCUAUCCAAGUCGGAGUUCCAAGAGCAACAGACAAAUUCAAAUUCAAUAAUUCAAGGUGUACUUUCGAAAUACCUAGUCCAGUCGUAGUUGAACCGCUCGUUGAAGAGUGGAUGUUUUGCCUGAAUUUUCUGCAGAAUCAAAGUUUACGAGAAAUGAUUUAGUGAUGAUGAUGAAUGUUACUUUUGCAUCAAUAUUCUUCUAAGAGCAACUGAAAAUUCAAUGCGAGACCCAUUUUGCAACACCAACUGAAUCAGACUACAGCAUUCAAAAUGAAUCUUAUUCUGCAAUUCGGAUCAGUGAACUCGGAAACUUCACCGGUUUACUGCUCAACCUCACAAUUUCAACAUCAAACCAUGGAAUGUAGCUAUUCGAAGAAAUAUGUCAAAUAAAUUUCCUAAACGAUCUGUUCAAAGAGGAGUGUUUGCUGAAUUGUGUUGACUUUUGGAAUUUCACACCCUCAAGAACGUAGACUGUGAGUUUCAUGUAAGACUGCAGUUAAUCAAUUUUAUUGAAUAAUAGGUAUCAAUGGGAUUUUUGUAGUCGAGUGGAAGUGGUAGCGACGAGUGAAGUCGACUUUAAAAUGUUUUUAAAAUACCACUCAAUCGUUUUAAUUUCAAAGAGACACUCGUAAGAUUGAAACGAGGCCUCAGCCUGUGUUAUUUUUGUUUUACAAUGGAGUGAAAAUAAAUUCUGUAUUUUCAAUUUUGUGAAACCUGAAAUUAAUAUGUACCUACCUUUCGCAGUAUUUGUGAUUGACGAUUGAUUAGUCAACUAAUUAUAUGUAUGUAUGUACUUAAUCCGGCUGCAAAACACUUUCCAUGUAAAAAAACGUUGUAGAAAAAGUUUUAUAUCUACUACCAUUGAACAAAAUAAAAGUUCACUUCAAAAUAAUACAUAAAUAUGCAUGAUCA